Molecule: messenger RNA, 1266 nt
Organism: Exserohilum turcica Et28A
Lineage: Eukaryota; Fungi; Ascomycota; Dothideomycetes; Pleosporales; Pleosporaceae
Exons: 3
Coding region: 1-1266 (421 amino acids)
Source: RefSeq, a predicted model, not a curated record
AUGAGGCCUAGUCCCGCUCCACUCGCAGGCAUCAUGAGCAUGGACGACUUUAUGAACCAGCACAAGGACGAGCACGAAGCACAACGUCUCGCGCGCUCGCAAAAGAACGCCACGCCGCCAGCCAAAAAACCACAGACUGGAACUACUGCCUCUCUCACCCCAAUUGCCGUGGGAGCCCGCACAUCCAAGCACACCAUCUUGCUGCACGAAAAAUACCAAGCCCUAGGAAUCGCACAGCCGCUCUUCACCUACAGCGGCGGCAGCAGCUCAGGCUGGACCGCGAGCCUCAGUUUCCCGGGUCUAGACGCCAUCGCCGAGCUGCAAGGCAUUACCGACGAGCGGAAAUUCAACAGCAAGCAAGAAGCCAAGGAGGCGCUGAGCGAGAAGGGCCUAGCCGUGCUGCAAGAACUCGAGGCACAAGGCCGCGUUAAGAAAGCGACAAAGAGCCGGAAGAGCAGUGGCGGCGGACAAGAAGCCCAGCAGCAAGAUGCAGUUGAUAACGAGCCAGCCGAGAAUUACGUGGGUAAACUACUUGAAUUCCAACGCGCAACAAACAGCCCGCAACCCACCUACACCGACUACCAAUCCGGCACGCGCUUCACAUGCCUACUCACGCUCGACGGCACGCCCUCGCCCUUUGGCUCUCUCACCACGCUCUUCAGCACCAAAAAAGCCGCGCGCCAGGCCGCCGCACACGCCGCAGUCGAGCACUUCAAGCGCCUCGGCACAUGGCCCGAUGAGACGACGGCUGGAGCCGGGAUCCGCAAGAAGAAAGCUCAGGAUGAUGCGAGUACUGACAUGAUUUGUCCUUCUUCUUCUUCUUCUUCUUCUUCUUCUUCUUCUUCGUCGCCAACACCCGCAUCAAAUCCAAACUCAAACUCAAAUCCAAGUUCAAAUCAAAAUCAAAAUUCAAGCUUCGCCGCACGCGCUGCAUCCCUCGCAGCCACGCUCUCGCUGCCCACUCCCUCAUGGGUCUUCACGCCGCACGCCUCCGACCCAACAUACCACACGGUAGCAUGUUUUUUCCGGGGCGCGGGGCCACUGCACGAAGGGCCGAUUGGCGAGGUGCGCAAUGUGUAUGGGAAGAAGCGGGCGAAAGAGGAGUGUGCGCGGUUGGUGGUGGGGUAUCUGGAGGGGGUGAGGGAGAGGCGGAGGGAGGAGGGGAGGAGGAGGAUGAUGAUGGGCGUGGUGGUGGGGGCUGUUGAAGGAGAGGGAAGGGGGGAAGAUGACGACGAUGAUGAUGUGUUUAUGGAUGCGGUCGAGUAA